AUGGCUCUCGUGGCAUACUCCGACAGCGAAGGCUCCGACAAUGAGGCGCCUGUCGCGUCGAAGCCGAACGACUCGAAGCCCAAACCGGCAGAUGGAGCAGCUUUUCGCAAAGUCGAGCCGCGCAAGAUAAAAGUCGACUUGCCGGCUGUCAAACCUGAAGUAGAAGACGCAGAAGCCGAUAGACCAGCGAAGAGAGCGCGGACUGGAGGUGGAUUCAGCGGCUUCAACAGCCUACUGCCUGCACCUAAGCGACCGGCUGGUAAUGCGCCUGGCAGAGGGGUUAGUCUCAAGACGAGCUCGGAAGCUGCCUUCAGUCGCCAGCCUGUGAACGGCAGUGUCAACGAGACGCCAGAGGAUGAGACGUACGCAGGUGGGCGGGAUGAGGGGUUGAAUGGCAGCACAACAGAAUAUAUACCGGCCCCACCACAACCGGAGGCCAAACCCGUAGGCAAGGCGACGAAGUUCAAGCCAUUGAGCGUGCAGAGUGGGCAAAAGAAGAAGAAGAAACUAUCACCUCAGAAGCCUUCAGAAGGUGAUGACACAAGACCUGCCCCCGAAGACUCAAAGGCACCAUGGACAGCAGACUCGAGGGACGAAGCAGUCAAAGCACGGACGGCACCUCCCCCAAAGCCUAAACGGUCACUCUUCUCGGUGCUACAGGCCGAAGAGUCUGAGAUAGCACCACAAACCACCGCAAACUCAUAUGAGGCUAUCACAACGCAAUCCGCGUCCGGACCGGAAGACCAGCGACCAGAAGCGCAACAACCACAACAAUCCACCCCCGCCCCAGCACCAUCCAACAACCUCUCAAGCCUAGCCUCCGACCUGAACCUCUCCAACGCCGAGCGUCGCCGCCUCUUCGGCAGCCACGCAAAAGGCGGCGAUAUCAACAUCGCGCACUUCAAUAUGGAUGCCGAGUACGCUUCCAACGAGCAGCUGAGGCAGGCAGGCGAGGUAGUGGAGCACAAAGCUGUCAAGUCUAUCGCGCCGGGCAAGCAUAGUCUUCAGCAGCUUGUGAAUAAUGCACGGAGCCAGCAGGAGAAUUUGGAGGAUAAGUGGGCGGAAGGGAGGCGAGAGAGGGGAGAGGGGCAGGGGAAGUAUGGGUGGGGACGGUGA
Molecule: messenger RNA, 1116 nt
Organism: Saxophila tyrrhenica
Lineage: Eukaryota; Fungi; Ascomycota; Dothideomycetes; Mycosphaerellales; Extremaceae
Exons: 1
Coding region: 1-1116 (371 amino acids)
Cellular component (GO): nucleus
Source: RefSeq, a predicted model, not a curated record